Molecule: messenger RNA, 1113 nt
Organism: Budorcas taxicolor (takin)
Lineage: Eukaryota; Metazoa; Chordata; Mammalia; Artiodactyla; Bovidae
Gene: ASPN
Product: asporin
Exons: 7
Coding region: 1-1113 (370 amino acids)
Molecular function (GO): protein binding
Source: RefSeq, a predicted model, not a curated record
AUGAAGGAGUAUGUGCUUCUAGUGUUCUUGACUUUGUGCUCUGCCAAACCAUUAUUUCACCCUUCGUACAUGACACUGAAGAAUUUGAUGCUGAAGGACAUGGAAGACGAAGGUGAUAGUGAUGCUGACAACUCUCUCUUUCCAACAAGAGAGCCAAUUAACCCCUUCUUCCCAUUUGAUCUGUUUUCAACAUGUCCAUUUGGAUGCCAAUGCUAUUCGAGAGUUGUACACUGUUCCGAUCUAGGUCUGUCCUCCGUCCCAAGCAACAUUCCAUUUGAUACUCGAAUGGUUGACCUUCAAAACAAUAAAAUUAAGGAAAUCAAAGAAAAUGACUUUAAAGGACUCACCUCACUUUAUGCUUUGAUUCUGAACAACAAUAAGCUAACAAAGAUUCACCCAAAAGCCUUUCUAACCACAAAGAAGUUGCGAAGGCUAUAUCUGUCCCACAAUCAACUAAGUGAAAUACCGCUUAAUCUUCCCAAAUCAUUAGCAGAACUCAGAAUUCAUGACAAUAAAGUUAAGAAAAUACAAAAGGAAACAUUCAAAGGAAUGAAUGCUUUACAUGUUCUAGAAAUGAGUGCAAACCCUCUGGAUAACAAUGGGAUUGAACCAGGGGCAUUUGAAGGGGUAACAGUGUUCCAUAUCAGAAUUGCAGAAGCAAAACUGACCUCAAUUCCGAAAGAACUACCUUCAACUUUACUGGAGCUACAUUUAGAUUAUAAUAAAAUUUCAGUUGUGGAACUUGAGGAUUUUAAACGAUACAAAGAUCUGCAAAGGCUGGGUCUAGGAAACAACAGGAUCACAGAUAUUGAAAAUGGAAGUCUUGCUAACAUACCACGUGUGAGAGAAAUACACCUAGAAAACAACAAACUAAAAAAAGUGCCUUCAGGAUUACAAGAGUUGAAAUACCUCCAGAUAAUCUUUCUUCAUUCUAAUUCAAUUACAAAAGUGGGAGUGAAUGAUUUCUGCCCAACAGUGCCAAAGAUGAAGAAAUCUUUAUACAGUGCAAUAAGUUUAUCCAACAACCCGGUAAAGUAUUGGGAGGUACAACCUGCAACAUUUCGUUGUGUUUUGAGCAGAAUGAGUGUUCAGCUUGGGAACUUCAGGAAGUGA